This is a messenger RNA of Pseudovirgaria hyperparasitica, 649 nucleotides long. RefSeq lists its product as uncharacterized. The coding region runs from base 128 to 631 and encodes 167 amino acids. Lineage: Eukaryota; Fungi; Ascomycota; Dothideomycetes; Acrospermales; Acrospermaceae. The record is from RefSeq and is a predicted model, not a curated record. The transcript has a single exon.
CUUCAAGUUCGAUGUAGCUAGAGAGAUGGAGCAGAAGCAGCUUUGGGCGAGUGGAGUAGGAGGUCCUGCCAUGUAAGUAAUUAGCUCGCAACGGAUAAUAAUGAUAUGUAGUCAUCCAACUGAUGCGAUGUAUAGAUCUCCGCUUAUGCAAACAGAAAGGCCGCAGAUGGAUCAAUCUGGGCGUCCCCCCUGGGAUAGCACGCAGGAGCUGGAGGACUUCAAUCUCGCAGCCGAAGAUCUAGACAGAGGCGUUGACUGUGAGGCAUCCAUCAGUCAUCAGAACGAGACGCCUCGUCAGCCUGCGUGUCCGGUAGAGGACUCUUUGAUGAACAUACCAAGAUCUGAGAUAUCCGAUCUCUCCCCAGACAUCAUGACUGAAGACAAAAAUGGUCUACUAUCACCGACUCACGAAGCUCAUGAAACAAGUGCGGCGCAGAAACCCACAAUGAUCACGACACUCACACAUGACGCCUCCUCCUCCUAUGGUGAUCACCAUAAUACUGCUCUCGUCGAUCAUGCGCAGGUUCAUCAGUGUGGCGAGAGCGAGCUUGACGGGGCUGGUCUGGGCAAUGACUGGACAGCACGAAUCUCAGCCAGUCGAAAUCGCCAAGAACAGCAAUGCGGCGAUUAGGGUUGACGAUUUGCUAUC